Salvia splendens (bonfire salvia) is the source of this 795-nucleotide messenger RNA. Its product is annotated as glycine, alanine and asparagine-rich protein-like. The transcript is spliced from 2 exons. Lineage: Eukaryota; Viridiplantae; Streptophyta; Magnoliopsida; Lamiales; Lamiaceae. The coding region runs from base 1 to 795 and encodes 264 amino acids. The record is from RefSeq and is a predicted model, not a curated record.
AUGGGUCUGCUCAGUUUUGGCAUACCGGAUACGCCCGUUCCGACGAGACUCGUCGGGACCGAAGGGGUAGGUGGAAGCAGUGGUGGUGACGGCGGCGGCCGCAGUGGUGGAUCGGGCAGCAGCGUCGGAAGAGGCAGUGGCGGCUCGGGCAGCGGCUUCGGCAGCGGCGGUAGCAGCGAUGCAGCGGCGCCAGAAGCCGGACACAAACGGGGGCUGGCCGAAGUUCACAAUGUGGGAGGAGUAUCAAGUUCUCGAGCACUUCCAAAAUUCAAGGCUAUCUGUGCGCAAGAGCAGGCUGGAGCUCCUGGGCCGAAGCGUACUAGACACAACAUAGCCAGGGACUACAACAGCAGCAGCGGCAGCGGCUCGCAAUCAUUCGACCUGAACGACGAGCAAGCGGAAGAGCCCUCUGUUACACACUCUAGGCGCGCACGCCUUCCGGGACAACAUGCCUCUAUCCGACGCGCUAGAGAGACUGGAAUUUCUUCCCGCCGAUCGUCGGCCGCAUUUGGAUCGCCCACCCCGCAGCCCGCCCCAGCACCGCCGCACAGGGUCCCUGGUUCCCGCGAGGUCUUAAGGGAGAACCUAGAUGUGCAGUUGAUGCAACAACCGCAGGACGUCUGCAGCAAAUACGAGGCCGCAACCGACCCGUUCAUCAAGGAUAUAUACUUGAAACUCAUAAGUCGGAUCCAGCACCGUCUAGGCUUGGCUGAUGAGGCUCCUGGGGCAGGGGCGGCCGGUGGCAGUGAGGGAGACGGAGAAGAAGAGGAGGAUUCCGGCUUCGCCACCGAUUAG